AUGACGCUGAUCUAUUCAACAAAUGUAACAUUCAAACGAGAGGACUUUCUGGUUUUUGAGCAUGUUCGAGAAAUUACUGGAUCCCUUCUUGUUUUUGAAGUCAGUGGCCUCAAGUCAUUAUCGUGGAUUCUUCCCAACCUACGCGUUAUCGGCGGAAAAAGUUUGGUUCAACAUUACUCUCUUGUGAUCUACAGAAACAAGGAUCUUGAAGAUCUCGGUUUGAACAAUUUAAAGGUGAUCCGUAACGGCGGUGUGAGAAUUUCCGACAACAAGCGUCUCUGUUUCGCGAGAAGCAUCGACUGGAAAGGUAUGAUCAUGUCGCAUGUAAAUGAUGUUGUUGUCGACGAUGCGGCCGAUUUAAGUAUCACGGAAACCGGAACAAUUUGUCCGAUGGGCCAAUGCGAAGUUGAUAUCGGACAAUCGAAGUGUCAAUACAAAGGCGAUUCAAGUGGAAGUGUGCAAUCGUGCUGGAAUGCAACUUAUUGUCACAAGCUUUGCGAAUUCGAUAAAAUUGGCAAUCAGAUUGGGCCCGGAUGUGAUCCCGCUGGAAAAAAAUGCGACGAUGAGUGUUUGGGCGGAUGCGAUAAAGCCAAUGAUCCGCGCUCGUGUCACGCUUGCCGAAAUUUCCACUAUCAAGGACGAUGUAUUUCAAAGUGCGCUGACAAUCUUUAUGCGUUUCUCGAUCGUCGUUGCAUUACCAAGGAGAAAUGUUUGAGCAUGACGCCUUCUGGAAAGAACAAUCGCGGAAUCAAGGCGAUCAAUGGAGUUUGUUCGCAGAAUUGCCCAGAAGGCUAUGAAGAGGAUCCGAACAACCCGAACGAAUGUUUGAAGUGCAAAGCGGAGUGUCAAGUGAUUUGUCCGGGAAACGUCACAGUCGACGAUUUGACUAAGGCGUUGAAACUUAAAGGAUGUCACAUCAUCGAUGGCUCACUGACGAUUGAAGUUCGAGGCGACUCCAAUUCUGGAAUGGCCAAAGAAAUUGCCGAAUCAUUUAAAAAGAUUCACACGAUUCGCGGUUUCUUGAAUAUCUACCGCUCGGCGACAUUCGUCAAUUUGUACAUGUUCAAGAAUUUGAAGACGAUUCAAGGAAAUUUUCUCCAUAAGGGAAAAUACUCUCUGCUGAUUUCGGAAAAUGCGAAUUUGAAGAAACUUUUUGAUCCAUCGGUGACUUUCACCGUUGAAAGGGGACACAUUCAGUUUCAUAAUAAUCGAAUGUUAUGCUUCCACCUUAUUCGGCAGUUUAUGGAGAUGCUUGGGCGUGAAACAGAAAUGCAGGAUGUAGAUCAAAGUGUGAGCAGUAAUGGAGACAAGGCGAUUUGUGAGGACUCAUCUUUCGAAGUCAAAGUUGUCGGGGUUGGCAACCAUUACAUUAAUCUGGAAUGGCCGGCGUUCAAUACGACUGACAUCGAUCAUCGCAAAUUUCUCGGCUAUGAAGUGUAUUACAAGGAAGUCGAUCGCGUCGACUACAAUAUGUCAAUUGAUGACAAUCGCAGCGCCUGCUUUGAUUCAUGGCACAGCAUUUUUGUCGAAGUUCGCGAAGACGCUGAAGCUGCCAAAGCAGAGACGGUGAAUGCGACAAUAAGCAAUGAACACAUCAAACCAUUCACCAUUUACGCGUUUUACGUGUCCACCCAAAUGGUUCACCAUAUUGGUGCAAGAAACGCCAUUUCGAAAAUCGGGUUCACGACGACUUCAUUCGCUGUCCCUGAAGCGCCAAUGGUGACUGUUCGAAGAGUUACAACCGAUGAGAUUGAAUUAAGCUGGGAACCUCCACACAAACCAAAUGGAAUUAUCACCCAUUAUAUUGUUAGCUGGAGAGAAAUCGAUUUGGAAAUGCAUUCUGCUUCGAAACAUUUUUGCAACAUUGACCCACAAUUAAAUACCAAACGACCUGGUGUGAUUUCGAAUGAAGAUAUUGAUCAAAAAGUCACCUCAACGACGAAAGCACCAUCGAUAACCUCCUUUAUAGGCAAAGAGUCUGAGAAAAACACUUGUUCGUCGAUUGCUGGAUGCUGUGAAUGCCCGAAGUCCAUUAAUGUUGAGCAAACUGAAGAAGGCGCCGAAUUUGAGAAUAAUCUUCAUGAUACUAUAUUUGUUCAAAGCUGCGAUUUUGACUAUUCGGCGGAACGAUGUGUUGAAUGGGUUCCCGAGAAAGAGGAGAUCACCGAAGAUGUAACAAAGCGUCGACGUCGGGACAAUCGCCUCCGACGUGUCAUGGAUGCAUGGGAAAAGAAAAGGCGCGAAAUCUACAAGGCGAAUCAUACAAUUCGCAACACGCUCAAUGAUUACGAGGCUUAUACGGCGGUGCUCAUAAAAUUGCGCCGUCGACGUUCUAUUGAGUCACCGAAGACCGAUGAAACUGAUGAUGAUGGAAAGCCAAAGAACAGAAUUAUUGUUGGUAAAAAAGCAGAAAAUGCAUCGGAGGAUUCGAAAAUGCCUCUGGUGAACGCAGAAUCUGAAAAGCUGAUAGCUGAUAGAUUGAUGACUCGAAAGGUUGAGGCCAGAGAUGGCACUAACGCAUUUACAAUCAUUAAUCUAAGACAUUAUCAUUUAUACGCGAUAUCUGUGAUCGCGUGUCAAGAUCCAAAUGUGGAAGGAAGUCAUUGCUCAAAGGCCGAAAAAGUUGCCGCUUUGAAGGUUCGAACGAACCCAUUGCCGGAUGUCGAUCUUGUUCCAAAAGAGAGCAUUCAAUUCGACUACAUGAACACAACUUCUGCUGUUCGUGUGACCUGGAUGGCUCCGAACAAUUCGAACGGCGGAAUUUUUGGAUAUUACAUUAAAAUGAUUAACACUGCUGGCGCAGCGCCUCAUCAAAUUUGUCAUCCUUCGGUUCUUGGUAAUUGGACGCCCCAUGAUGAUGGAAUUAUUUUCCGGAAUCUCGCUGAUGGAUCUUACAAGGUUGAAAUUAUUACGGUAUCGGAGCUGAAAGUGGUUGCUGAAGGAACAAUCUCGGACAAUGUUGUUAAAAUAUACACUCCAGGAUUUUGGACAUAUGAUCGCAUCAGCUAUGCUGUCGGAUUGUUCCUCAUUAUACUCUUAAUAAUCGGUGCUAUACUUUUCCGAGUAAUCAAGAAGCACUAUGGACAGAAAGUAAAAAGAUUGGCGGAUUUCAUGUCUUCAAAUCCAGAAUAUCUCAUCGAACAAGUCUACAAAGAGGACGAAUGGGAAUUGGCAAGGGAUAAUCUUGAGAUUCUCGAAGAAAUUGGUAGCGGUUCAUUUGGAAAGGUGUACCGAGGAAUGGGUAAAGAUGUCCAAUCGGUGUCGGGCGUUGUGUUUGGCGAAUGUGCCAUCAAAACGGUGCAAGAUGGCACCGAUAAUGCGCAACGCGUUCAUUUCCUUCUUGAAGCGAAUGUGAUGAAAACGUUCAACGCACCAUUCAUUGUCAAGCUUUAUGGAGUCGUUUCCUCAUCGCAGCCUACCCUUUGUGUUAUGGAAUUUAUGGCAUUGGGUAAUCUCAGAGAUCAUCUUCGGUCACGUCGUCCCGAUGAGCCGGGAACCAGCACCAAAUACCCAGAGCCGUCGCCGGAACAGUAUUGCGAAUGGGCGGCUCAAAUUGCCGAUGGAAUGGCAUAUCUAGAGUCGAUCAAAUUCUGUCAUAGAGAUUUGGCAGCGAGAAAUUGCAUGGUUCAUGCUGAUACUACUGUGAAAAUCGGUGACUUUGGAAUGGCGCGAGAUCUCUACUACACCGAUUAUUAUAAGCCGACUGGAAAACGUUUGAUGCCAGUUCGCUGGAUGGCCCCAGAAUCGCUGAAAGACGGCAAAUUCGACUCGAAAUCUGACUGCUGGUCGUAUGGAAUUGUGUUGUACGAAAUGUUGACGCUCGGUCAACAACCAUACCAGGGUCUCGCCAACGAUGAAGUCCUUAAUUAUAUUGGCAUGAACAAGAAGAUUCUCGAACGACCACGAGAAUGCCCAUCGUACUGGUAUCGUAUGAUGAAAAUGUGCUGGAAGUACAAACCGAUAGAAAGGCCGACAUUUGCCGCGAUUGUGCAUAUGCUGGCGCCGUUGACCAGCGAGACAUUCCGACAGAAAUCAUUCGUCUUGAAUAAUAGCAAUUACAAGGAUGAGGCAGACGCACGCCUCGCGUUUGAUGUUGAAGAUUCGGGAUCGGAAAGUCGCGGCCGGACUAAUUCGUUCCAGAUGCAGGAAAUGUUUUCGAUGGAGCGAUGCAGCAGCAGUCAAUCGGUGAAAAAAGAUUCGCGCAAAAACUCGUUGAACGGAAAUAGAUCGAAUGAUUCUCGGCAUUAUAGUUUUGAUAGAGGAAGUGGAUACCAGGCAGUACAGUCGAGUUCGGUGCCUGACACUGAUAACGAUGAAGGGGAUUAUGUGGAGAAAGAAUGCAAUUAUGACGAUGAUUACAUUCGGGGCACAUUUCCACAUUCAAUUUCUGGAUUAUCGGCGCGAAACAUCGAGAACGAUGAAACAUAUUGCAUGUCAAAUCGUAACGGCACCAUGGACAUCCCAUCGUGGGGCGAAGGCGAACGUCUCAAUCAGCGAAACGGAGGCCAUGCGUACACAAAAACCGCGUAA
Messenger RNA from Caenorhabditis bovis, 4530 nucleotides. The record is from the annotation of a GenBank genome assembly. Lineage: Eukaryota; Metazoa; Nematoda; Chromadorea; Rhabditida; Rhabditidae.